Messenger RNA from Tachyglossus aculeatus (Australian echidna), 1281 nucleotides. RefSeq lists its product as uncharacterized. Bases 66 to 974 code for a protein of 302 amino acids. The record is from RefSeq and is a predicted model, not a curated record. The transcript has 5 exons. Lineage: Eukaryota; Metazoa; Chordata; Mammalia; Monotremata; Tachyglossidae.
GGGGGGCCGCCACCGGGCAACGGCGCGCCCUCGGCUGAGACUCGUUGAGGCUUCCCGGGAGGAAGAUGUGGAAUCGACGUGGUCUCGCUUUCGCCGGGAAACGCUCUGCGGACAGAGCGGCGUUAGCUCAGAUCUUCUUCAUUCUCUCCCAGCUUUACAGCUCGGGGGAGACGCGGCCUCUUCAACUGCCCCAGCGUCCAGGGCGGCCAUCCCUGCGCACUCCGGAUGUGGACUGGUACAACAGCGGGAGGGGAGAGAAACUUUCGGUUCCCUCUCCAAGCCUGCUUCCGACGAAUGCUCUCCCGCUGGUCGCCGGACCACCACCGGCCGCCGCAGAACCAGCUGAAGCAAACGAAGCCCUCCGCUUCGAAUUCGUCAAAAAUUCCCAAGAUGUCCUGGAAGAGAAACACGUGAGACGCCCUUCCCAAAAGGAUAGCCUGAAGACCGGCAUUUUUGCCUGCUUGGUGGUCGUGGGACUCCUGCUGAUCGUAGUCACGGUUUUCCAAAUACUGACUUUUUGCCAUAUUACCCACCCGACGACAAACUGCAUCCGCGGACUUUUCCAAAGAAAUAAGCUGAGUUCCGAUCGUCAGCGCGGGGGGAACAAACAGGCGGAUCCUAACGGGAGCUCAAGCCCGGGGGAUUUUCCCGGGAAAAGCGCGCCACCUCCCCCGGCUACACGACAGAGCGACGUCUCUUCGGAGGCCCAAUAUUCUCCCGCCGGCGACGGCGACACGCCGGCGACGAGCCCGCCGCCCCACGGCGGGUACGACUCCUCCCCGGGAGGUAGCGUGGGCGCGCUGGAACCCGGAGAAGACGGGGAGCCGCGGGGGGAAAGCCGCGCGGACGCCGGGAAUUCCCCCCGGCGGAAAACCGGGCGGGACGGUUCCGAGUGGGAAAGCUACCGGGACGUCAUCCAGGGCCGCUCGCCGUCCUUCGCCGAGGCGGCCGAGCCCGACGCUCGGCACUGGUGAGCCUUCCACCCCACCUGGGAGACGUGAUCCGCGCCCGGAGCCUUUCACCUCUUCCUUGGGAAAACCCAGGAGGGCCGACCUUGCCAUCUGACCUGAUUAGAGAUACGAUUCCGCUCCCGGCCUUCGGAUCCAACUGUCCCGGGAAGCGUGGCCGCUUCCCGGAUGCCCGUCCCCGCCACCGGCCGGGGGGGAAGGGCUUUUCUCGGAGCGGCGGGCCGCGGGCCGGCGUCCCUGGUCGGGAGUUUCGCGUUUACCGGAAUAAAGUUAGGCCGUGGGGAAAGUUAAAGAAAUCGCCGACCCUCCGCGA